UAUUAAAGUCGAAUACAGAAAUGAGAAAGUAAACUUGCGAAAAGGGAAAGUAACUGAGAGAGUGAGGAGGAGGAUGAUGUCGAGAAUGAGGAGGGCUUUCACUGCUUGCUUCAGCUCAAACGCUAUUUGUGACAAGGGCUUUCUUGGUUUCCUGAGACACGGUACUCCUGCUCUUACUACUACUAGUUCUUCUUGUCGUGUUAUUACAUUGCUUCGUUUGCAUUCACUCUCUCAAUCCCCCACUUGCCGUAACCCUAAUCACACACCCAAUCAUCUCUCCGAACUUCAACAAUUAUUGUUGGAGAAAUCUAGAGUUGGUUUUGAUGAGCCUGAUGAUGCUCUUCGAGUGUUUGAUAAAAUGCUCCGUAUGAAACCUCUGCCUAGUGUUAUGGACUUUACUCAACUCUUGACCGCCCUUGUCAAGAUGAAACAUUACUCCGUGGCCGUCUCUGUCUUUUCAAAGAUGUGCUAUUUUAGCAUUCCUGUUAAUAUAGUUACUUAUAGUAUUGUAAUCAACUGUUGUUCCCAUUUGAAACGCGUUGAUUAUGGGUUUGCGCUGUUGGCUGCCAUCUUUAAGCGUGGUUUUGUCCCAGAUGUUGUUACCUACACAACUCUAGUUAGGGGGCUCGUUUCCCAGGACAAGUUUCUCGAGGCUGAGCUUAUGUUCAAGAACCUUCUCGAGCACAAUCAAAUUGAGCCUGAUGCAGUUAUCUUUAACACCAUUAUCAAUGGCCUUUGCAAAACAGGCAACACUUCCCAGGCUAUGAGGUUGCUCAGAUACAUGGAGAAGACACGUUGUAUGCCCUGCGUAGUAACUUAUAGCACUGUUAUUAAUAGUUUGUCCAAAGACAGAUUAGUCGAUGAUGCUUUGGGUCUUCUUGCCGAAAUGAGUGACAAAGGCAUUCAACCAGAUGUUGUAACCUAUAGCUCGUUAAUUCAAGGUCUGUGCAACCUUAACCGAUGGGAUGAUAUAACACAAUUGUUAAAAGAUAUGGACAGACACAAAAUUUCUUCAAACAAGCAUACCUACAGUAUAUUGGUUGAUGCACAUGCGAAAGAUGGAAAGGUCAGAGAUGCUGAGUAUCUGAUAGAGUUAAUGAUUCGAAGAGGCCAAAAUCCUAAUGUAGUCACCUACAGUGCACUUAUGGAUGGAUACUGCUUGAGAGGAGAAUUGGAUAAAGCGUUUGCACUGCUCAGAACCAUGAGAAAUGAGGGGAUUUUGCCCAACACUCAGACCUAUACCAUAUUGAUCAAUGGUUAUUGUAAGAAGAUGAAAGUAGACACAGCAAUACAUCUCUUAAAAGAAAUGACCCUGAAAGGUUUAACACCUACAAUUGAAACGUACAAUACUAUUCUGGAUGGGUUAUUUCGUGCGCGUAGGCUUGAUGAAGCACAAAAGUUUUAUAGGAAGAUGUUAAACCAAGGUGUUAAACUGGAUAUAGUGACAUGCAGGAUCUUGUUGCACGGACUUUGCUGGAAUGGACUUGCUGGUGAAGCAAUGUCCGUGUUGCAUGAGAUGGAGUCAUGUGGCUUAGUUCCUGAUAUACGCAUUUAUAGUAUUCUGAUUCAUGGAUUGUUCAAGGACGGCAAGGUUGACGAGGCAAGAAACCUUCUUCAUAAUGUUCGUUUGAAGGGUUUACACCCUGAUUUCAUAUCUUACAACAUUAUGAUCCAAGGAUUCUGUCAAGAGGGGUUGCUGGAAGAAGCAUAUAAAAUACUUUUGGAAAUGGAAGAAAACAAUUGCUUGCCUAAUGAAGUUACAUACAACACUCUUAUCCGUGGAUGCUUUAAGAAUAAGAUGUAUGAUGGAGCUUGUGUACUUAUAGAUGAGAUGUGUGCUCAUGGUUUCAAAGCAGAUGCCUCUACCACCUCCAUGCUAUUCGAUUUGUUGCAAUCGAAGGAGCAGGAUCCCGCACUCCUUGCUAUGCAGAAGAAGUUCAUGCCUUUCGAGGGGGAGAGCAUUUUUAAAGACGAAUGGAAAAAAGAGAAAGUAAACUUGCGAAAAGGGAAAGUAAGUGCGAGAGUGAGGAGGAUGAUGUCGAGAAUGAGAAGCGCUUUCACUGCUUGCUUCAGCUCAAACGCUAUUUGUGACAAGGCCUUUCUUGGAUCUCUGAGACCCGGUACUACUGCUCUUACUACUACUAGUUCUUGUCGUGUUAAUAUUGCAUUUCUUCGAUUGCAUUCACUUUCUCAACCCCCCACUUGCGCUAACCCUAAUCACAUACCCAAUCAUCUUACGGAAUUUCAACAAUUACUGUUGGAGAAAUCUAGAGUUGGUUUUGAUAAGCCUGAGGAUGCUCUUAGAUUGUUUGAUAAAAUGCUCCGUAUGAAACCUCUGCCUAGUGUCAUCAACUUUACUCAACUCUUGUCCGCCCUUGUCAAGAUGAAACAUUACUCUGUGGCUGUCUCCGUCUUUUCAAAGAUGUGCUCUUUUAGCAUUCCUGUUAAUAUAAUUACUUAUAGUAUUGUAAUCAACUGUUGUUGCCAUUUGAAACGUGUUGAUUAUGGCUUUGCGCUGUUGGCUGCCAUCUUUAAGCGUGGUUUUGUCCCAGAUGUUGUUACCUACACAACUCUUCUUAGGGGUCUCAUUUCCCAGGACAAGUUUCUCGAGGCUGAGCUUAUGUUCUCUUACCUUCUCCAGCACAAUCAGAUUGAGCCUGAUGCAGUUAUCUUUACCACGAUUACUAAUGGCCUCUGCAAAACAGGCAACACCUCCCAGGCUAUGAGGUUGCUUAGAUACAUGGAGAAGAAAGGUUGUAUGCCGGGCCUAGUCACUUACAACACUAUUAUUGAUAGUAUGUCCAAAGACAGAUUAGUCGAUGAUGCUUUGGGUCUUCUUGCUGAAAUGAGUGACAAAGGCAUUCAACCAAGUGUUGUAACCUAUAGCUCUUUAAUUCAUGGCAUGUGCAACCUCAAUCGGUGGGAUGAUAUAACACAAUUGUUAAAAGAUAUGGACAGACACAAAAUUUCUCCAGAUAAGCAUACCUACAGUAUAUUGGUUGAUGCACAUGCCAGAGAUGGAAAGGUCAAAGAUGCUGAGUAUCUGAUUGAGUUAAUGAUUCGAAGAGGCCAAAAUCCUGAUGUAGUCACCUACAGUGCACUUAUGGAUGGAUACUGCUUGAGAGGAGAAUUGGAUAAAGCGUUUGCAGUGCUCAGUACCAUGAUAAGUAAGGGGAUUUUUCCUGACACUCAGACCUAUACUAUAUUGAUCAAUGGUUAUUGUAAGAAGAUGAAAGUAGACACAGCGAUACAUCUCUUAGAAGAAAUGACCCUGAAAGGUUUAACACCUACAGUUGAAACGUACAAUACUAUUCUGGAUGGGUUAUUUCGUGCGCGUAGGCUUAAUGAAGCACAUAAGUUUUAUAAGAAUAUGUUAAAUCAAGGUGUUAAACUGAAUAUAGUGACAUGCAGGAUCUUGUUGCAUGGACUUUGCUGCAAUGGACUUGCUGGUGAAGCAAUGUCUGUGUUUCGUGACAUGGAGUCAUGUGGCUUACUUCCUGAUAUACACAUUUAUAAUAUUCUGAUUCAUGGAUUGUUCAAGGACGGCAAGGUUGACGAGGCCAGAAGCCUUUUUCAUAAUCUUCGUUUGAAGGGUUUACGGCCUAGUGUCAUAUCUUACAACAUUAUGAUCCAAGGAUUCUGUCAAGAGGGGUUGCUGGAAGAAGCAUAUAAAAUACUUUUGGAAAUGGAAGAAAACAAUUGCUUGCCUAAUGAAGUUACAUACAACACUCUUAUCCGUGGAUGCUUUAAGAAUAAGAAGUAUGAUGGAGCUUGUGUACUUAUAGAUGAGAUGUUUGCUCAUGGUUUCAAAGCAGAUGCCUCUACCACCUCCAUGCUAUUCGAUUUGCUGCAAUCGAAGGAGCAGGACCCCGCACUCCUUGCUAUGAAGAAGAAAUUCAUGCCUUGACUACAUCAAGGAAAGAGUUUAUUAAGAUGCCUCUACCACCUCCAUGCUAUUCGAUUUGCUGCAAUCAAAAGAGCAGGAACCCGGUCUCCUUGCGUUGCACAAGAAGUUCAUGCCUUGACUUUAUCAAGGAAAGAGUUCUGUAAGCUACAACGUACUUCUAAAUCGCUACAACUUUGUAAUAGUUUGCUACCAAAUUGGAAGUCAGAAAUUGGAAGUAAACCUUUUGCCCUUAUCUUCAGUGCUGUUAUAUAGAAAGCUCUUAAAUCCUCAUGCUUAACACUUCACCUAAACAUAAAGUCUAACGUAUCCGUGCUUUUAUUAUCCUGCGACUCUGCUUGACCAUGUAUUAAUGUUACAAUCCAACUUUAUGAAAAUUGGUGUGAUACAGUCUUUCAGUAAAGCCUUGAAGUGAAGACAUAUAUUACUCUGAAUAUUGUUGAAAUGAGGUAUGAAAAAUUGUGAUUCUGCAACUGUUCAGAUAAACAGAGUUGUCCGCACACUGUACAUGUUGACUAGGAUUCUAAUUAGUGAACCUGGAGUUCAUGCAUCAGCAACGCAACUCUCUUACAAUACAAAAAUUGCAUCCUCUGCACAAUAAAGUUAUGUCACAAAAUUUCGGAAAAUUUUCGUGUGAGUAGACAUGAUUUUAUUAUUGAGUUUGGGAGAGUCUCUAUAUGAUUGUGGUGUCUCAACAAUAAAGGGAAUCCAGGCACUGCUUUAGAAAAAAAAGGGUCCGGAUCCCUGACAUUCGUACAUAAGCUACUAAUAAUCGAAUAUUCUGGACCAACAUCCAAAAACGAGGGAGUCUGAAAUAUCCUGUGAUGCUCGGACUCUCCGGAAAACCCUGCCGUACCCGUGUCCACAGGACAUGACACUGACAGUGACACUGGGAUUCGGAUCCGAACGUCAUCCAGGAAUCAGACUCUCCAUCUUAGACAACCUAUCUCUAAUUUCAGUGACAUAUCUUUAAGAGGAAGAUAGGAAUAAGAAAAUAUACGAAGAAACAGAGAUGAAAUGGAUGUAAAAGGAGAAAAGAAGCAACUCUUGACUUGAUUGUUUGUUAUGCAGUGUAAUAGAAUGAUAAUUAUUUAUUUAUAAGAACCAUCAUAUUAAUUAAAAAUAAUAAUUGCAGUGUCCAAAUCCAAGUGUCGGAUCCAUAUAAAACGCGUCCCCGAGUCUUUAAUUUUGUAGUUCGAAAGAUCUGACACCCUGAUAUGUGUCCGUGUCGGAUCCUUCUAAAAGAGUCUGAGCAUCAUAGGAAAUAUCUGAUACUCUGCCCCCUAUUCAUUGCCGCUACUGUCGAGGAUAUAUAUUAUUUCGGGCACCCCAUGACCAUUUCUGGACUAAUUCACAGGAAAAUGUGAACGUUGUGUAUGCAAUGAUGAUUAGUCCAUAUUUUUGCAUAUUUAAGUGCCUAUUUUUUGUUUAUUUUCGUAGUAUUAAUCGUUUAUUUAUUUUAUUUCAGGAAAUUGUUGAUAAAUAAAGAAAGAAGAAAAAGUGCAAGAAAAUGGAAGAAAAAGAAAAGAAAAGAAGAAAAUCAAAAAGAGUUGGCAAGCAAGGGGGCACAUGGAGGGCUAUGAUCUACCCAACACACAUCACACAUGGAUGGAUUAGAUUUAGCCACCCUACCCCUAAACCCUAAAUCCUUAGCUAUAAAUACCCCACCCUUUUACUUGUAAUGAUAAUCUUUUUAACCUAGUCUUUUCUUAGUUGGUAGGUAGUAUAGUGAUAGAUCUUCUUUUGUUCUCUCAAUUUCAUACCAUAUUUGUAAACACUUUUAUUUUUAAUGCAAAUCUUCUUUUAGCUUAAUCUUGUAUUGUCUUAAUUUUCUUGCUCCAAGUGAAAUGUUGCUUCUUAGUACCACCAUAUGCUUUUAAGCUUUUUGGGAAAAAAAGAAGUCAUUGAGCUUGUGAUUAAUGUAGAUCUCUUAAUUUUUAGUUUUAAUUUUUUUUAGAUGGUAAAAGCUCUAGCACAAAAAUGAUUUGUGUGGGGGUUUGGCUUUAAAUUUCAAGAUUACUAACAUAAUAUUAAUUCAGCAUUUCUUUAAUUUAUUAAACAAGUUUAGUAGCACAGAUUAAUAUGCUUUGGUUUAGUUGUUUUUAAAACCCAUUUCGUUAGUUUUUAUUAAAACAAAACUCCACUCCCCUGUUUUCAUUCUUAAAAACCCCACUGCUCUGUUUUUGUACCGAGUCACUGAGUCAACUCGCCCGCGUUCACCGAGUCACAGCGUUUUCAUCAUUUACUUCACAGUUUGAGUUUGUUUUAAGUCGAGUAUUGAGUCUGGUUCCCUGUCUUGCUGGGUUUGUAUGCGCUGCCAUUGUUGCUUCGAGUUGCUUGCUGCGUUUCUGCACCGAGUUGUCGAGUCCUGGCGAGUUACGAGUUUUUUUUGUUUUAUCUUGCUGCGUUGUACUUUUCUGGGUCCUGUAGUUCGAGUAUGAGUCAGUUUCUGUAGUUUUCACCGAGUCUGUUAUGCUUUACCGUUUGAGUUGUUUUGUGCGUCCGAGUUUGAUGAGUCGCUGCACUGAGUCGUGUCCGAGUCACCAUCCCGAGUCGCUCUUUCUUUGUUUACGUUGUUUCUGCUGCGUUCUCUUCUUGUUGCUUGGUUGAGUUUAGUUUCUGUGGUCUUGUGUAAUAUAUUAGUCCUGUUUUCGAGUUUUGGCUGAUUUUUUAGCGUUCAUUUGAGUCUGUUUUCACUGCUGAGUCGCAUUUUCUGUUCCCUGAGUCACGAGUUUGAGUAGUUUUUGCUGCGUUUUUGCUUCAAAACUUGUGAAUUCGUUUUCUCUGUAGCCUGUGAUUCAGUUUUUCUUUCGGUCGAGUCAGUUGUAGCAAGUGUUUAGAGUAAUCUGAGUUCAUGUCGAUUUGCUGGUUUUAUGCGUUUUUGCCGAGUCUGCUCUGCUUUUUUUUUGCUUAAUUACUGAGUCAUCUCCGAGUCGUUCACUGUUUCUGUCGGGUUUAGUCUUGUUUACCUGGGUUGUUAAAGUUUGGUUUGAGCUUUUGUUCGAGUCUGUUUUGAAUCGCAGCAUCGAGUCAUCUGUCAAGUCGCUUAUUAGUGUUUUUAGAGUCCUGUAGUUCUGAGUUUUUGUGUCGAGUCACUGAGUGAAACACCGAGAUUAGCUGUUUCCUGAGUUCUGUUUUUGUUUGGAUGGCUGAGUCGAGUGUCUAAUUCUCGCGUCUGGUAGUAUAGUUGUUGAGUUUGUUGGUUUUGUUGAGUUUUAUGUGUGCUGUGUACUCCAAGUUCCGAGUCUGUUUUGUAGCUGUCGAGCUCGCGUCACUGAGUCCUGCUAUCUCCUUGCUUUCGUUUAUGCAGAUUAGUAGAGUGUUAGUCCGAGUUCAGUUGUUUCUCUCCCGAGUCCAUUCAUUCUGCUGCUGCGUUAGUUUAAAAUCAGGGUCCUUUCUUGUUUAGCUAGAUUCUUAGUCGAGUAUUAAGUCUGGUUGCUGGGUCCUGUUUCAAGUUUUGUUAAAGUUUGAAUUGGUUUUCUGCCGAUUAUGUUUAGAAGUCGCAGAGUUUAGUUUCCUGAGUUUAGGAUUAGAUUUGUUGCGUCUGUUUGUCUAGGAGCUACUGUGUCAAGUGAUAAGUUUGAUUAUUUUAAGUAGUUUUGUUUUUGUUUCCAUUUCAUUUCGUCAAGUUGCAGCCCUGUUCUUGGUUGUUGGGUUUGUUAUUUAUGUUUAUUCCCCUGCAAGUUCAUGGUCGAGUACCAGUAUUGCUAUAUAUUUUGUUUUAUUCGCUGAGUUUACAA
Molecule: messenger RNA, 7644 nt
Organism: Daucus carota subsp. sativus
Lineage: Eukaryota; Viridiplantae; Streptophyta; Magnoliopsida; Apiales; Apiaceae
Product: pentatricopeptide repeat-containing protein At5g65560-like
Exons: 3
Coding region: 74-3907 (1277 amino acids)
Molecular function (GO): protein binding
Source: RefSeq, a predicted model, not a curated record